UUAAAUUCACCAAGCAUGUGGCAAAUCUCACUCCAAGCCUUCUUCAAAAAUUGACAGCUCUGCAUUUUUUUGUGCAAUUUGGAGAAAAUAUAAUUCUAAACAUCACUCAAAUCAGAAGUGGCUCAGUGAAGGUUCGUUUCAAUUAAUUUGCUUUGUCUUCGCUCUAGUGUUCCAGCCCAGCGAGCGUUCUUUAGCCGUUUUUCAGACCUGCGCAGCCAGGAGGAACCCGACGCUGGUGGACGUGUUUCUCUCUUGUAGUGGAACAUAUAUAUUUUUUCACUUUUAGUAUUAAGGAAUGAUAAUGCACGGCCCCAUGUCGCAAGGAUAUGUACACAAUUCCUUGAAUCUGAAAAUGACCCAGUUCUUCGAUGGCCUGCAUACUUACAAGACUUGUCACCCAUUGAGCAUGUUUGGGAUGCUCUGGAUCGACGUGUACAACAGCGUGUUCCAGUUCUUGCCAAUAUCCAGCAACUUCGCACAGCCAUUGAAGAGAAGUGGGACAACAUUCCACAGGCCACAAUCCACAGCCUGACCAACUCCAUGCGAAGGUGAUGUGUUGCACUGCAUGAGGCAAAUGGUGGUCACACCAGAAAUUGACUGGUUUUCUGAUCCAUGCCCCCAUAGCUGUGGAAAGUAGGGGUGCUGAGGGUGCUGCAGCACCAUCUGAAAAAUCUGACUUUUUUCCCUUACCUACUAGUCCUGUAUUAGUGUACGGAUAUAACGGUCUGUAAGUAAAUAAAAGUUCUGAUUUCCUUAUAUGAACGGUAACUUGUAAAAUAGUUCCAUGUUGCAUUUUAUUUUUGUUCAGUGUAAUUUAUUUAGUGUUUUAUAUUUAUAUGUCUUAAUCUGGGAUGCUGUAUUAAGCUGUUUAGCUGCUUACAUGAUUUGAAAUGCCUUUCCCUGGUGUUGUGGGGGCCUCUGGACAGAUGUCAAAUGACGCACAAUAUACAGUUUCACAUUUAUAAUUCCAAAUGAAAUACAUUAAAUGUGAAGGAAUGGGAUGAUAUCCAAAUGUAUCGAGUAGUAUGCGCUGAUUUAGCUCCCAAUAAUGGAUUAUACAAUACUCAGUUGUGUAGUUAGUCCGUUAUGAUAUAAUUCAGUUUGACCUAUGCUCUAUCACACGCUAUUGUGGAUGGUGUUGGCACAUCCUUGUUAUGUUCUACAUUUUCUCUCGUUACACUUGGGUGAGAAACUGUAGUUCUGUUUAUUUUCAGUUUUCCAGGGGAGUGUUCGUUUUAUUAAAAUCUAGGUUAAGAAGCAUCUUCUUGUCCAUUCCUUUAGCUCUUUGGAUGGGGGAUAGAGUUUAUUAUAAAGAAAAGUAGAUUUACUGAAGAUUUCAUGCAACAACAAAAAAAGCCACUCAUUGUCGCCUGCUGGAAUCCCUAGAAGCCCCAUCCCACCUAUGUUUUCGACAUCAUCCUUUAUGAAGUUGACAAAAAAAAGAAAUUCUCUCAAAGCCUCUUUUUUUUUUCUCCUGCCAGUCUUUUUGGAUGAUUUGCUGGGAGCGCAAUACCUCACUUCUCUCACAUUAUUCCCCCCAUUCUUGCACCAUCCAUCUGUAAUGCUUAGCAGUCUGGCUGGAAAGAGUCAGAAGGAAGGUCGUAGGACGACAAGUGUCUCUGGAACUCCUCUUUCCUUGUCUCACGGAUCGAGUGUUCCUUCAGGACCAUGAUAGUCACGGAGACACCAUAUAGAAGUGCUUGAGGAAGGGAGGAAUCUUCUCAGCCACGCCAGCCCAGGGAGAGUCCUGUUGGACCUGAAGAAAACACCCCUGACCCGGAAGUGAAUCCCGUCCACCAGCCUGAACAUGACUAACCACGGAGAUGACUGCUAUUUCUUCUACUACUCCAACUGUGCUAAAGGUGAUUGCUGCCCCUUCAGACACUGUGAUGCCGCCAAAGGCAGUGAAGUUGUCUGCAGCCUGUGGCAGGAGAGCCGCUGCUUCCGACAGGUCUGCAAGUUCCGCCACAUGGAGAUUAAGAAAAACAGGAAGGAGAUGGCGUGUUACUGGGAGAACCAGCCUACUGGCUGCCAGAAGCCUCACUGUGCGUUCCACCAUGAGAAACCACGCUUCAUAGACGGCCAAUACGUACCGCCUAACAAAAGUUUCGCCCUGACAGAGGAAGAGGAGCCUCAUGAGGAUCCUUUGCCUCCUGUCUCUGCCCCCAUCCCAGUCAACCCCCAGCUCCAUGGGGUCAUUAAGGCGGAGACACAGGAGAACGUUCCCAGCCCUACCCACCCGCCUGUGGUCAUCAAUCCGGCAGAUGAUGAUGAGGAUGAAGAUGAUCAGUUCUCAGAGGGGGAGGACAGCAGGUACGGCUCAGACGGAUCCAGAGUGGUCUCUCCCAGAAAGAUGGCCGUGGCCUCCAACUCCGAUGACUCGCUCAACUUUGGUGUCAGAACCUUGGAGGAGAUCAGACUGAGGAAAGCCCUGAAAGCCAGUAUGAGGAUAGCUGGUUAUCCAGUUCCUGGCCAAGGCUCAGAUCAGAGAAACAAUGGCAUGAGCAGCGAGAAGGAGAACAUGAAAUCCUUUAUCCGUCCAUCUCUCUUCACAGCUAAGGAUGAAGUUCCUGCCGGGGGUGACAUGCCAAUGAACCGCCGUCUGGCCGAGCGCCUCGGGAGGAACAUGGAGGAGGAUGAAAUGGACCUGCCCCCUCGGAAAGCUGUGAAACCUGUCAGGGACAGACUGGGAUUACCUGUUGAACCCAUUGCUGCAUCUGAAUCAGCUGAGAGCAACAGCAAGACUACAGCGUCUGAAGUAAUCCGCAUCAAAACCCUGGAGGAGAUUAGGCAUGAAAAGUUAGCCAAGACUCGGGGUCAAGGGGACGACCAUCGUCCUUCAGUCCCUGAUACCACCGCUUCCAAGGCCUCAAAGAAAAGUGCCGCUGUCAAAUCUGCAGCUGGUCUUCAUGUGAAGACCUUCUCUGAGAUCCUCCACGCCAAGAGGAAGCUGGAGGAGGACCAGGGGCCCAGCCUCAGGAAGGCCAAGCUGCUGGCUGUGGAAGCAGCUUUGGGUAACUCCCAGAGACCCCCAGAGCCAGCCAUGCCCAUGCGGGUGGCCCCUCCUGGGGGAAGAGUUAAGGUGAAGACCCUGGAGGAAAUCCGCAGGGAGAAGGCAGCCAGGAUGCAGGACUUGGGACAGGAGGCGUCUAACGGGAAAAUCCCAGGCUCUGCCCCGGCCUCCAAAGAGGAAGGUGCCAAGAAGUCCUGCAUACUGCUUAUCAACAAACCAGCUUCUGCUGCCAGCACUACCACCCAGAAGACAUCCGAGGUGACCGAGAAAGAGAAGCCAGCUGAGCCUGCUGCUGUUGCUACUGAGGCCACCCCUGCUAACGGUAGCAGGGUGAAUGUGAAGACCUUUGAGGAGAUCAUGCAUGAGAAGAGGCUCCGCAGGCAACAGCUGCAGGAGGAGCAGGCCUUGUCCACCAGCCACUCAGAGCAGGCCUUGUCCACCAGCCACUCAGAGCAGGCCUCGUCCACCAGCCACUCAGAUCAGGCCUCGUCCACCAGCCACUCAGAGCAGGCCUCGUCCACCAGCCACUCAGAGCAGGCCUCGUCCACCAGCCAAUCAGAGGGCUUCGCCAAGGCUGAAUCUACCCAGAAACAGGCCGGAGGCCCUGCCCCCCAGAGGGAGAAGAGGGUGUGGGUGAGCCCCUCUGCCGCCUCCUUGCCCCCCACCAUCACCCUGGAGGCACCUGCCCAUGCUCCCAAGGCCCCAUCCCCUCUGCUCUGUGCCACCCUACCCCCCCAACAGGGGACUCCACUAAGGCAGGCUGAGCCAGACUCCCCCUCCCUCAGCCCCAGGAGCUUCAGCACUGCCCCAGGCAAGAGGGAGAGAGGCUCCCCAGGAGGUUCCAGUCCCCCCAAGCAGGCUGCCUUAGCAUCAGCUACCUCCUCUAGGCCCUCUGUGGAAGAGGCUCCAGUUGAGAAGGCUGGGCAAGCUACUGAAGCUAAAGUAAGGCCCAAGCUGAACGUGAGGCCUUCUGUGAUGAAGCCGGCUGCCCAGGUAAAGCCAGGCCAGAAAAGGAGAGCAGCAGAAAGAUCUGCUGUUGCUGCAGUCAAACCCCUCAACUGCACCUCCACAGCACAGGAAGAGCCACCACAGGAGCUGCCCUGCAAACUGAGAGAGGUGUCCUUUCCCUUCUCCAGAAUUCAGGCCCAAAUAAGUCCGAUGGUUCCUAGGAGUCCUCCCACUAUCCCGGGCCUGGGCCACAGCUCCAGUCCCCUGAGAGAGGAGUUCCAGGCGGUCCCUGUCAAACAGCACAGCCCAGCCAUCCCCACAGCAGCCCCAGAUACCUACAUAGUCCCACAAAGUCCUUUGGUGAAGACGCCCACCCAGCCCAAGGCUCGGCGGCCCACCGUUAGCUCCUCCGCCAUGGACGAAUUUGACGAACUGAUGAUCGAGUUCACAGAUGACCGUCUGGAAGACGACUUGGAGCUGGACCCCGGCAAGGGAGAGGACGACUAUCUGCUGGAGCUGUCUGAGAUGAUUGACAGCUAGACUGGCCUACCUGCUAACCCAAUCACGACCCCUGGCCGACCCUUGACCUUGAGUAACGCUUAUGUUCAUGUCACCUGAUACCUUAUACCCCGUUCACAACCCCUGACCGACCCUUGACCUUGAGUAAUGCAAAUGUUCAUGUAACCUGAUACCCCAUUCAUGACCCCUGACUGACCCUUGACCUAGAGUAACUCCUACAUUCAUCACCACCAAUAGAAUUUCACCACCGGAACUAAUCAAAAACCCUCAGUCAACCACCUGAACUAACACCAGUUGAACUUUAACCUACUACCAGACAAACUUGCAGGGCAUCAAUGUUACUGAAGAUCUCCAACCACCUUCACCAUCUCUCAGCCCAUUUCAUGGUAGUAGACUGGUUGCUCGCUCCAACAUGUCAGAGGGGACUAAUGUUAAUUAAAUAAAAAAUAAAAUGCAUUAUAUUUUACAUUUUUAGAUGGUAUUGUUUUUACUCUUUACUAUUUCAUUCAUAGUUGUUACCUUUUGUCCUGGGAAAACGAUCCUUUAUGUAUUUUAAUUUCUGUACCUUUUUGAUUAUUUGACACUAGUAGUGAUAUACUUUAUACUUUUAUUUUUUUGGCUUUAUUUUUUUUGUCCUGAAAGAUAACAUGGAAAAAGCAAACAAUUUGUUGAAUGAUAUACAAAUAUAUUUUUCAAACAUCCUCAGGAAUUACCAUCUUGCAUUGUAAAGACGAGCUUGUGAUCUUAGCUGCCAGUCCUGUCACCCAUGGAUCAUUGUUUGUUGCAGAAAGACUGAAUCUGUGUAUGCUUAGAAAACUGCUUUAAAUGGAAGAGCUACAAUAACUAACUGGUCUAGCAGGGUGUCAGACUGCUGCUGCAAUUACAAUCGUUAGCCUGCUCCUGCGUUUGCCUUGAGCUCAUGUCUACUGUCAGACUGACGCUCCAAAAAUCAUGUACAAAGUUUUGUUCACCUCAAGUUCUGAACUGAUACAACGGUAAAUGUAAAGUGGUUGUGGGAACUUUGAGUUAGCUAUAUUUGAAAUAUUAAGUGAAUGUUUACCCUCAAGUAUUUGGACCUAAAAGUAAGAUUUGUUUUUCAGGUUUGUAUUAUAGAAGUUAACUCUGAAAUUAGUCCCUUUUUAAAUACAACUACCAUGUUCCUCUAGUUUCGCCUACCUAUUUUUCCCCCCUUUUUUAUUUGUAUUGUAUGUUGGUCAACACGUGUGUUUGGAUGAAAUACCAUUUUGGACAAUGUUUUAAACCUACCCAAUUAUUUUACUGAACAAUUCAACACAGUUGAUUGUUUAACAUCCAACCUGCUCUCUGUUCAACCUUUUGUUACAAAUAGUGUUUUCUAGUCUUAAAAUGUGAAAAAGCAGCUUCUCAGGGACUAUGAAUCUGCUGUCUGACUUUGAACCUAUUUGUAAUGUUCAUACACCAUGUCUGAAUUCAACUGACACUUUCCACUGCUAGCAUGUGUCAACUGGCCUUAGUGGUUGGAGUACCAGUUGGUCCUGUCCCAUGUCAACUGUGAUCAGAUAUCUGCUGAUCAGAGUUGUAUGAUCUUGGAUGAUGAGCCUGUUGGUUGUGUAUCUGUACCUGCUUGAGCCUGUUCUGAUGUAAAUGUCUAAAGGGUGUUGUACAUAAUAAAAAGGCUUUCAUGAAUAGUUGCUAUUCA
Molecule: messenger RNA, 6158 nt
Organism: Salvelinus namaycush (lake trout)
Lineage: Eukaryota; Metazoa; Chordata; Actinopteri; Salmoniformes; Salmonidae
Product: zinc finger CCCH domain-containing protein 11A-like
Exons: 17
Coding region: 1808-4501 (897 amino acids)
Molecular function (GO): metal ion binding
Source: RefSeq, a predicted model, not a curated record